AUGGAAAACAGGCAGCCUAAGCAGCUUGUAUUCAAGGGCCGUCAGGAGACAGCGCUUGAGCUCGCUCCCAGCAACUGUGAAGCCGAUGCAGAGCCGCCUGUUCUUCACAUUGCACAGGUUGCCAGCAUCUCUGACGAGGACUGGCUGCACGAUCAUGACCUCGAGGAUGCCCUUGUUGGUCAGAAGGCAAAGGCGUCAGCAAGCUGGGGUGUCUUCUUCGGUUUGACGUACACUUCAGUUGGGGUCGUCUAUGGUGACCUAGGCACGAGCCCCAUGUACUUGUGGCAGACAUGUUUCAGCUUUCCAGCUACUGAAAGCGAUAUCGUUGGGGCCUUGAGCCUGGUUCUAUGGACCCUCACGCUUAUUGUGGUGUUCAAAUACGUUGUCAUCGUCCUGUGCGCCAACGACCAAGGAGAAGGUGGCACCUUUGCGGUGUAUUCCCUGCUCUGCCGCCACGCAAAGAUCACACCUUUUGGCAACCUCCACGACUCCGACAAGGGCCUUUCGCAAUACUCCAAGGAAGGCGCCAAGGAACGCAGGCGGCUUCCGAAGAAGCUUGCAGCAGCGCUAGAAGGAAGUCCGCUCUUGCAGAAUGUUCUGUUGACCUUUGUGCUGUGCGGCACAUGCGCAUUAGCAGGGGACGGAGUGCUGACGCCCCCUGUUUCGGUCCUCUCAGCUAUGACCGGCCUGCAAGUUCCUACCGUGCUUUUAAACGCGGAUGGCUCAACAAAAAUCUCGAAUGGUGUGGUCAUCGGAGCUACGUGCGCUGUCCUAAUUGGGAUUUUUCUAAGCCAGCAGUUUGGCACCAGCAAAAUCGGCUACGUCUAUGCUCCUAUCCUCAUUGUCUAUUUCGUUGUUAACGCCUCGAUCGGGGUGUAUAACAUAUCGAAGUGGGAGCCUUCCAUUUUCAAGGCGUUCUCUCCAUCCUACGGCAUCGAUUACCUGGUGCGCAACAAGUUCAACGGCUGGAAGAGCCUUGGUGGCAUCUGCCUAGCUAUCACCGGCGUAGAAGCUCUCUUCGCUGACUUGGGGCACUUCAACGUGUCGUCAAUCAGAGCUAGUUCAAUGUUCCUCGUUUACCCCAGCCUGCUACUUAUCUACCUCGGCCAAGGCGCGUACCUCUCGAAGAACCCUGGGGAUGUGUCCCAGGCUUACUACAAGGGAAUACCAACCCCGGUCUAUUGGCCGGUCUUUGUCCUUGCCAUGUUGGCAUCCAUCGUUGCGAGCCAGGCUAUCAUUGCAGGCACUUUCUCUGUGCUCGCCCAGUCUGCCCGCCUCAACUGCUUCCCCCGGGUGAAGGUAGUUCACACGUCCAAGGUGGUAGAAGGCCAGAUCUACAUCCCCGAAGUCAACUGGAUUCUGAUGGUUCUCGGGCUUGCCUGCGUUCUGGGGUUCUCCCUCCCCCAGCCCAGCGACCAGCCAGUCAAUGGCGAGGCACUCGGCAACGCCUUUGGGAUCGCGGUGAUGUUCGUAAUGGUCAUUACGACGUGCCUCGUCACGCUUGUGAUGCUGCUCGUAUGGAACGUGCGCCCGCUGCUCGCCGCCGCCUUCUUCGGCUUCUUCUUUGUCUUCGAGAUGGUCUUUCUCUCAGCCAACGUAUACAAGGUCGAGCACGGCGGCUGGUUCCCGCUCGCGAUCGCCGUCAUCGUGUUCGGCAUCAGCUACGUCUGGCACUGGGGCUCGACGCAGCGCUGCUUGCACAGCGCCAAGCUGGGGAGCCAACUGGAGGACGUCAUUGUUGCUGAGAAGAACGAGAUUGAGGAGGCCCCGCAGACAGCACCGUCCGACUCCGUCAAGGUUUGCCUCAAGAGCUCGGGCCACAGGAUAUAUGCCGCUCGGGGGGCCGCCCUCUUCUACUGCGACACUCUACACCACCUUCCCCCCAUCUUUGCAUUCUCGCUCGAAGCCAUGCCCACGGUCCACGAGAUUACGGUGUUCCUGACCAUUCGACAGGUCCCUGUCCCCCACGUCCUUCAAAAGGAGCGCCUCCUGGUGAAGCCCAUGGCGUACCCCGGCUUCUACUGGGUGCUCGCGCGCUACGGCUACCUGGACCAGCCCAACCACUCCGCCGCUUUCGCGCGCCAAGUCCUCAAGACCAUCGCGCACUAUCUUGAGCACGGAUCCAGCUGCCCGGACCUUCAGGCGCUGGAUCCCGACGGGCAGGACCCCACGUGGUCGCUCUCUCGAGCCGCCUCCAGAAAGCUGAACCCGAGAAUCGCCCUCGCCGGAACACAACUGAAUGGGACGGAGCAGAACGGAAUGCCGGACCUCACGCUGACGGACGCCUCAAAGGCCCUAGGUCUUAGUCCGCCUCCUUCCGAGGCGUCGUUUGAAAACGUAGAAUCCAAGCCGCCCCUCUUCAAACCAGCCUCCCAAAAGCCAGCGAACACAACGAUUGACGAGAACGGGAUUUCCGCAGAUGAGCAGGACCUGUUACCGGACGAUACUGGCGUCGAGAUAUCGGACUAUGCACGACAGGUGAAGCUGCUGAAGGACGCGCAGCGCCAGCGCAUCCUGUACCUGAAGACAAGGUCCGUCGUGAGGGCCGCGAAGGAUUCCAGCGUCCUGCGAAAGUUCGUCUUGGAGUCAGCUUACAACGGCCUAUUGAACCUGAGCCGGUCGCCAGCACAUAUUCUCAACAUCCCGUACUCGCAGCUCUUAGAGUUGGCCAUGGUAUAUGAGCUUUAGCUACAUAUUCUCACUGCUGUACUUAUUGAUCGCGAGGCAUUACCUAAACAAGCACGCAAGUUUAUCGACUUGGAAGGAAGUUGACACACUGACAUUCAUUGAAUAAGAUGCGAUACUACGUCGUCUGCCUCAAAGGAGCCAAGACGUACUUGUAAUUUAGAAAAGCUCACUUCUGCACCCGCGGUGAGCUGUGCUCGUCUAACUGUUUUAGUAUACAAGGUCGUGCUGCAAUUUAUCUGGUAUACUAUGUGGUGACAUUGAACAUCAGGUUCGAGACAUUCCGUUAAUAUUGACACCGUUGAUGACCGUCGGAACUCUUGCAAGGUCGUUCUAGCAACUUGAAAUUUCUAUACCGUGACGCAGACUCGGAG
This is a messenger RNA of Klebsormidium nitens, 3059 nucleotides long. The record is from the annotation of a GenBank genome assembly. Lineage: Eukaryota; Viridiplantae; Streptophyta; Klebsormidiophyceae; Klebsormidiales; Klebsormidiaceae.